Messenger RNA from Lottia gigantea (owl limpet), 1050 nucleotides. RefSeq lists its product as hypothetical. The record is from RefSeq and is a predicted model, not a curated record. Gene Ontology annotation, cellular component: endoplasmic reticulum; membrane. NCBI's taxonomy places the organism in Eukaryota, Metazoa, Mollusca, Gastropoda, Lottiidae. Gene Ontology annotation, biological process: sterol metabolic process. The transcript is spliced from 4 exons. Gene Ontology annotation, molecular function: cholestenol delta-isomerase activity. Bases 101 to 829 code for a protein of 242 amino acids.
UGCGCGGGAAAGAGCACGUGUCUCGAAAGUAAACAAACCCAAACUUGAUGAAGUCAAGAACUUUUCAGGGAAUUCGCUGAUUGAAAGCUUGAGAACCAAAAUGGACGAUUUAAUCAACCCCGUGACGGUUGUUUCCUUAGGUGUCACAGCUUUAAUGGCCGCAAUCAGCAUCGUAUUGGGUUUUAAACUUGAGAAACGACUUGCUCAAGUGGAAAAGUGGGCGUUGUCUUGGCUUGUUUUUGAUGGAAUGACACAUUUGACUUUGGAACUGGCCUUUCUCUAUUUCUCAUUAACAGGAACUGUGGAAUCUUCAACCCACUUCUCAGCUCUGUUAUGGAAAGAAUAUGGUAAAGCUGAUAAAAGAUGGCUGAUAUCAGAUCCUACAGUUGUCUCCCUUGAGAUAUUAACAGUGGUUGUAGACGGUCUGCUGUGUCUAGUGUUAAUCUAUGCUAUAGUUAAAGACAGAUCUUAUAGACAUUUUGUUCAGGUUGUUUUGUGUGUUUGUGAACUCUAUGGAGGUUGGAUGACAUUUUGUCCAGAAUGGCUGACAGGAAGUCCCAACCUAGUAACCGACAACGUCUUGUAUCUCUGGGUUUAUCUGAUCUUUUUUAACGGCAUCUGGGUAGUUAUUCCCCUUGCCUUACUGUGUCAAUCCUACAUUGCCAUGACAACUGGACAUUUAAAGGCUUCCUUUGAAAAGUCGUCACCUAGCAAGAAAAAUAAGAAGUCACCUAAAAAACAAAAUGGUGGACGUGUUCAAGUUUUAUCGUCUGCUGUGGAUAGCGAAUUUAAGAAUAAAUACAACACAAGAUCUAAGAAGGAACGAUAAGGAGAAGAAAUUCUCAUCCUGUUGAAUGAAUGUUGCGAUUUCUAGUGAUCGUUCUUGCAAAUUUUCUGCGAGCUUUUUCGUCCAAUUGAGAAAACUUUUGCUCAAAUUUUAAAUAUGGCCAAUGGGUGAUUUUCAGUAUUUUAAUCUAUGUUUUUAUAAUGAAAACAACUUGUAAAAAUCUUUUUAGUUUGUUCUACUUUUAAUAAAUAAGAUUUUUUUCU